Molecule: messenger RNA, 393 nt
Organism: Brenthis ino (lesser marbled fritillary)
Lineage: Eukaryota; Metazoa; Arthropoda; Insecta; Lepidoptera; Nymphalidae
Source: the annotation of a GenBank genome assembly
AUGUUUUCCUCGUUCUUUGGCAAACGAAGAUCUUCUCCAAGCGAAGACGAUACUCCGCCUAUACCUGGACCUAGGCCCGAUGACGGCUUUGUAGUUGUUGACCCAACUUCUCCUGGACAAGGAGGCCUUUAUCCCAGUGUCAGUGGAAUACCCUAUCCUCAACGACCAGCGCCAUUACCACCUGCACAUCCUCAUCAAAAUUUAAAAGUAGAUACAAGUUUUCAUUAUUUAGAAGGGGUACCCUUUUCCCUUUCUCGUGAUAUAAAAAUGUGGAAAAACAAAGACACUUAUGCAACAGAAAUUGGUGAUUUGUUAGCCUUUCUUACAAAUAGAUUUAACAUUGAUAAGUAUAGCUAUGACUUUUCUGUUGAAAAGAGUGUAUUAAAAGAGUGU